UUUCAUUUCUUCACUCACUCACACGUCACUUCCGGUCUGCAUCCGGGUCUUGAAUUAGUCAUGGUGGAUGCAAGUUUCUUUUAGCGGGUUGAAGAGAUGAUUCUGUUUGGCCCAGAUUAAAAAAAAAAAAACGAAAAGAUACCCAGCUUUUCUGGAAAGUUACUACAUGAAGUGCUACUGGAAAUGGAAGAAGAACGAUUAAAGAGAGAUGCACAAGGUAAAGCUUCUGCAUUACUUUCUUGUUCUGGCAGUGAAUCUGAAGGUGAAGAGGUGAAAUCUCAAUUCCAUUGUAAAGGUGAUGAAGUUAUGAUGGAGGAGAACCCUAAUCCUGAAGAUCUAGAAGAGGAUGAUGACUCAGAUGAUGAUGAAGAAACUGAUGAUGAGGACGAAGAAACUGAUGAUGACGACGAUGAUGUUACGAAAGGUGUUUGUGACAAAGUCAGCCUUUUAGAAGAUGACUCUUCUGAUCAAGGAGAUGGUGAUGAUUGUCCAAUUUGUUUAAAUCGGUUAAAAUAUCAAGAUAUUGGAACUCCAGAAUCUUGCGAUCACAGUUUUUGUUUAGAUUGUAUUCAACUUUGGGCCAGGAAUGUCAAUACUUGUCCUGUAGACCGACGAGAAUUUGAAUUAAUCUUGGCUAGACAUGCUGGUGAAGAUGAGAUUUUUAAAAAGAUUCCUGUGGCUGAAAAGAGUUUUGAGGCUGAAGAAGAUGCAGGUGAAGCGGAAAAUGAUUUGACUUACUGUGAAGUUUGUGGCCAAAGUAACCGAGAAGAUAGGCUUUUACUGUGUGAUGGGUGUGAUCUAGGAUUUCACUGUGAGUGCUUGGACCCACCUCUUGAUAGUGUUCCAGUUGAAGAGUGGUUCUGUCCAGAUUGUGCUGAAGCUAACGAUUCACAUCGUUGUGUAUUGAAUGAUUUUGAAUAUGAACCACAAUAUUUAUUAGAAGAAAACUCCCCCUCAGAAGCUCUUCCUUAUCUACGUCCAAGACGAAGACAAAUCGCUCGCACAAGGAUCAGUGAAAGAGUUCGCGCUCGCAUUCAGGAAUACCGUGAAGGCUUAGCACGUCUUGUAUGUGAUGAUAAAGAUUCUGGAGCCUUUGAGAGAGGGAGUACAUCUACAGAAUUAAGUCGAACACGAAGCCAGACUCGGCAGUCAGAGGCAAGCAAAAAACAAUCAACAAGAAGGAAAUCCAAAAGAUUGGCAUCUGGUAAAAAAAAAGUCCUCUCCAGGAGAAAACAGCAACGGCGUGCCAAGACCUUAAAAAAGAAUCAAAUACUAGACAGACUCUGCAAUACAACUAAGAGCCCUAAAUCCCGUCUUGCUGGUAAACUUGGAUUAACCAAGUCAAGGAAAUCUGAGCGAACAACAGCUGAACAAGUAGCCAAAGAAAACUUGUAUGGAAUAAAACCUUUGUCAAUUAUGGGACACAAGCAUGAAUUGGAUCAAUUUGAUGAAGAUGAUUCCUUUGGUCGAUCAAGUGAACCACAAGCAAGUACUUCAAUGUUAUCUGCAGCAGCCUCAAAAAGAUCUUCAAAAUAUUCAGCCUCUGCAUUACUCUCCCGACAACCGGUUGCUCGCCCGUUGUUAUGCAAGUUGCCAGAUGAUAAAGCCAACAGUAGUCUUUUCUCUUGUCAGAGUAGCAGCUCUGGUGCCAGUAACAGCAGCAGUGGUGUUGGUGGGGCUGGACUUGAUUUGUUAGGAACUAUUAUGAUGGAACAAAGUAUUCUUCAUAUGAAAAGUAAAGACAUCAAAAUAAACCGAGAUGGUUCAUUGACUGCCAAGAAGCCAGUUCCUGUCAGUGUAGAAGAAUGCCAAAGCAAACCUUCACAGUUGCAUUUUGAUUACUCAACAUCUAAAGAAGAUGAAAAUUCCAAAAUCCAGGUGGAUAAUGAUUCUGAAAAGAAUCUAGAAUCUCCUGAGGAGGAAAAUUCUACCACUUCUGUUGCAAGUCCUCAGAGUAAAAAUGAUCAUGAACUUGAAAAGAUUCAUAACAGUUCUAGUGAAUCAAAAGAGGAAAGAUCUCCUGUAGCAUCUGGUGAGAGUGAACCAGAGGCAAAGGUAUCCGAACCAGAAGAAGAAGAAGAAGUAGAGACGGAAUGUUCCGAAACUGUUGAUGAAAAUCUUGCUUGUGUAAAUGAGGAAGAGGAAGCGGAAGAAGAGGAGGGUGAAAAAGAAGAGGAGGAAGAUGAAAGGGAGGAGGACAUGGGUGAGGAGGAAGAAUGUAAAGGAAAUGUCAGCGAUGACACUAAAAUUAAUAACAAUAACAACAACAAAAGUGUUGGAGAUGAAAGUCAGGAAGAAACAGAAGACAGUUCACAGGAUGGUGUGUUAGAUGCAGCAACGGUGAGUAAUAACUCGGAUGGUGAGGAUAUCAAGAGUGCUUCACCAGAUACAGAAAUGAACAGCCAACUAUACAAGAGUGAUGACAGCUGUGCUGCGGAGAACAAUAAGGAAAUUACUGAACCAGAAAUGGAAAAUACGUAUGAUCCAAUACUAGAAGAGAAAACUAUUUCCGAGGUGGAUUCUGUUGGCUUCAGUCCUGAACUUGAUCUGGAACAACAGAGUGAAGCUGAGGAUACAGCUCCUAUUAAGGAAGGAGAGUCAAGUUGUGAAGAUGCUUCUUCUGUGAAUGUUGACAGUGAGAGAAAUAAAGUAGAAUCUGAAAGUAUUGGUGAACAGCAAGAGGACAGUGAUGAAGAUGAGGGCUGUCCUGAUGAGGUGGACAAAUCAGACAAGGAAGAAGACGCGAAACAAACUGGUGAAACUUCAGAUAUUGAAGACAAUAUUAAAUCAGCUGAGGAAGAUGUUGAUGAGGAAGUGCCUGAGGAAGAGUGUAAAUUUGAUACAGAAGAUGACAAUGCUCAGAAGGAGAGCACUGUUGAUGAAUUAGAGUCAUCAGUUGAUUUUGACAAAGCUGAUAGUCAUAAGGACCUUGCUGCCGACGAUCAACCUUCAAAAGAAAUGUCUCCGCUAGACAACUUUGAGAAAUCUGAAUCUGUGAGGGAUGAGGAAUCUGAUGAAAAUGUCGACUCUGGAGUUGCAGGAGAGAAUUUAGUAUCUGAUGAACCAACUUCUAAGAAGUUUGAGAUUAUUGAAGAAAUGUCAGACCAUUUUGAUGAUGCAACAUCUACAAAUAUGACUGAUUUAGAAAAAGUUUAUCAAGAAAGUUCUGAAAACUAUGAAGAAACCAAUGAAAUGGUAGAGAAAGAAGCAUCUGGCAGUGAGAGUGAGGCCAGUUCUGUUGCAGAGGGUGAGAGAGAAGGGGAUAAACCCAAAGUACCAAUUUCUGAGCUACCAAGGAUCCCUAAGAGAAGUCGAAGGGAAUUGUAUAAACGGGAGAAAUCAUCCAGAAGUGAUGGUCCUGAGUUGAAGAGUGUUCUUGGAAGAGUAGACAUGUCUGAUUAUAAAAUGAAACGAGGCUGGGGAAAGAAAGAUCGUAAAAGUCGGUGGGAUCCUGAUGACUGGAAUCAAUCGGAAAGGGAUCUUGAUUUUAUCAGUAGCCGAGACCGUAAGUCAGAUGGAAAUAAAAGUUACCAUUCAGAUCGUUCUGAAAGUAGUCACGAGAGUGAAAAAUAUGGCUUUGAGUACAAAGAAUCAAGAUCUCGGAAGAAACGACAUGAUAUUUCUCGAAGUCACUCAAAAAGCCAUAAAGAAAGUACAGUAGAUUACAGAGACAUUCCACACUGUCGUUAUUCUCCAGAGAAAUCCAAAACCCGAAAACGAGAGCGUAGUCGUAACCACAGUCGCUCAUGUUCUCGGGAUAAAGUCUUUGAUUAUGACAAAUCAAGCAAGAGAAAGAGUAGAGGGCGUAGCAGGGACAAAAGUCCCGGCAGAAAGUCCAAAAGACAUCGCUCUUACUCUAGAAGCCCAUCACGUAAAUCUCAUAAAGACAGAGGUUUGAGUGAUAAAAGGCGGCACAGAGAUGAACGCAAGAGAGUUGAAGACCGUGUCCAUAAGCGAUAUUCUGACAGAUUGGAAUAUGAAGAGAAAAAAAAUAGACAUCACCCAGAAGAAUUUGAGGAGUGGGAUGAUGGUUCUUGCCAAGUUAUUGAUUAUCCUGUAGAACAAAAUGAAUCCCCUCCAACAACUAAAUCAGAGCGAAGCAAAAAAUCCUCUGACCGUUUCUAUAAAACUUCUCCAAAUGAUAAAGUAAGUGAAAAUUUCUUUGAAAAAAGACCGUCACAAGAAAGAAGUGCUUUUAAAGGAAAUAAGGUAGAUGAUACAGGGCAUUUCUACAAUGCACGCUCAACAACUAAAAAGCAAAAAUUUGUUGAUCGCUUUUAUAAAGCUCCGCAUCUCCGAGAUGCUGGUACAGAAAAAUUCCCAAUUCAUCUGUCUGAAGAUGAAACUGAAGCUGAGCCAACUGCCAGCAAACCUGAGACCGAGGAAGUCCAGAAGAGCAAUGAUGAUGAAAAUCAAGUGAAAGAAAAUGAAACUGACAGUGGAAAUAGUGAGUAUGAUCCUGCAUUCCCAACAGAGUCAGGAAGUCCAAUGCGACGCGAAGAGGCUCCACAAUUGCUUGAAAAAGUUGAGGAAGAGAGCACACCAGCUUUGUCUGAAUCUGAAAGUAGUUCUGCACCUUGCACAACUAUUGAAGACACUUCACCUACUUGCACACAGGCUGUUGUAGCAAGUGACCCUCCAUUCAUACUCCAAGAAAACCCCAGUGUACAAAAUCUUCCAGUGCAAUCCCAGAACAUUACAUUUCCUAUGGGACUUCGAAUGAUGCCCCCCAAUAUGCCUCAGCAUCUGAUGAUGAACCCCAUGUUUUUAAGUCGCCCUCCUCCAUUCGGUAGGUUACCUCGUAUGGCUGGACCUGUAAAUCGAAUGGGUUGGCCCAUGAAUCCUUCAGGAAUGAUGCAGUUACCUCCCAAUCGUUUUGGUCCAGCACGUAUGGGUCCUGGUGGUGCAAUGCCUCCAAGGCCGGGUCUACUCAAUGGAGGGUUUGAGAGCAUGUCUCAAGAACCUGGGCAACCUAUGUCUUCUUUCAAGCAACACCCAUGUGACCCCAGACACCUUCCUUCCCAAACCCACUCGCCUGGACAAAUUUCUCGCACUGGCCUUCCCACUCCACCCAAUAUAUCACACAUACCUCCUCCUGGGCCUUUGCUCACACAGCAGCACCCUCCUCCUCCCCCUCCAACCUCACAAAUGCAUAUGCCCCUACCCACCACAUCACUUGCAACGACAUCGUCUCAAUCUCUGAACUUGGAAUUAGACGAUGGUCAAAGCCCAGCCUCAGUUCACUUGCCACAGCACCAGCAACAGAGUCUUGGCACGAUAGGGAUUAGCAAAGCUCAACCGUCCUCUGAAAAGUCUCUGCCACCAAAUUUCAUUGUACCUGAAAUGAAUCAGUUAACAAAACUGCUUGAAGCCCAGGCACAACUGGCAAUGUUAGCUGAAGACGGCAGCAAGAGCGAGGGCAAGCAGAGGAACAAACAGCCGUCUAUCUCUCAGAACAGUGAUAUUGAUGUUUUUAAAAUUCCCUUGCCUCCCAUGGCCCCACCCACUAUACCACCUCCAGCUUUAGCAUUACAGUUAAUGCCACCCCCAGAUUCUCUUACUUUCUCUACUAACACCACUUCUACUACUAACAAUUCUGUUACUACCAAUACAUUUAGUAAUAGUAAUAGUAGUAGUAACAAUAUCAGUAGCAGCAACAACAACAACAGCAGCAGUGGUGGUGGCGGUGGCAGCAGCAGUAGUAGCAGCAGCAACACUACCAGUAAUAAUGUAAAAGUCUAUAAAAGCCAUCAAUUGAAAUUAUCGAACAGCCACAGGUCAUCAGAACCACCAUCAGAGUCAACGGAAGUGGUGGACAUGGAUGUUGCUUCACCCCUUGAUGAUGAUGUUGAAAUUGAAUUGCCUGCAUCACCAGAACUUGAUGAUAUUGAUGACAGUAAGCUGAGUUCCAAAGACUCUUCUGUAAUAGAAUUGUCUGUGGUUGAAGAUAUGCCUGCAUCUGCAGUGGAAUUGACCAAUUUAACCAACAAAGAAAAGCACGCAUCAAGGCUCGCAAAGGGCAAUCGAAAGACAUGUCAACAACGAACCCUAUCACCCACAUCUACCAAGGUCAGCUACAUGGGGUAUAUGAAGAAGUUGCAAAUACAAGAGCGUGUUGUAGAUGAAGUGAAAUUGGCCAUAAAGCCUUUUUAUAGUGGCAAAAAAAUAGACAAAAACGAAUAUAAAGAAAUUCUACGGAAAGCUGUUCCGAAAAUCUGCCAUAGCAAGAGUGGAAACAUCAACCCGGCCAAAAUCAAAGCUUUAAUUGAGGCAUAUGUGGACAAACUGUGUAAAACGCGCCGGUGUUUGGAGCGCAGAAAGAAAAGCAGUGUCAAAGCAAAUGGUGAACGGGUAAAGAAACCUUCAAGAUAACUAGCAGCAUCUGACUAGCUUUCAAAGAAAACCUAGGACCAUUUUACUAGCCUUCAGAGAGAUAACUGGGAUCAUCCGACUGUUUUGAAAAUUUGGUUUUGUAAAAUACAUGUGUAUGUGUGUGUCUGUGUAUGUGUGUGUAUAUACAUACACACAUAUAUAUAUAUAUGUAUGUAUGUAUGUGGAGUGGGGAGGGGUGUUCAAAGCUGUUCAAAAAUGCAUUUUUAAUCACACAAGGAAAGAGGAGAAGAGAGAAGAAACAAAGGAACACAAAAAGAGGAGUAAGUGAAACAAUGAGUUUUGAUGGCCAGCAGUAUCAUUAUUUUACUAUUUUGAUGAGUGGCCACCUCACUGAGACUCUCCUAAACCUCAUUUAAAUCAAACUUGCAUAACAGUGUGGCUCAAGCUUCAAACUUUCUGCAUUUUUUUACUACCAUGAAACUCAUUUUUCCAUCCGUAUAUCUUCAUAUUAUUAUUAUGGUGGUGAGUGGCAGAAUUGGUAGAGCACUGGACAAAUGCCUUACAGUAUAUAUAUAUAGUUAUGUCCCUUCGUGUUUUGGGUUCAAAUCUUGCUAGGGUCAACUUUGGCUUUUAUCCUCUCCCAAGUAGCAUAGGAAAGGUCUUCAUCACCCAGGAGCAAAGACAGUUUCGGCACCCCGCCAUUACCACCAUGGUAAAUGUGGGUGACUGCCACCUUAUCAUGCUAGAUCUUUGUUUUCUGAGAUGAUAUCAAAUGAACAACCAGUCAACUAUUGAUGUUGAUAAAUUUGACUUCUGCCCUGUGCUCUUGUAAGCCUUUAUUUUAUUUGACAAUAGCAUAAUAGAGCAUGUUCUUUGAGAAAGGAAACCAAAGGGUUAGGAUGGUAGAUUGGCAGACUUGUCAGAGCAAGGGAGGCAAUGCCCUGUGGCAUUUCAUCUAAUUCUUUACAUUCUGAGUUCAAAUCCCCACUGUGGUCAACUUUGUACUACUUAACAUGCUCAUGUCGAUGGUAUCCACUAAGUCCCCUCCCUUCAGAAUUGCUGGCUUUGUGCCUAAAUUAGAAACUAUUAUUGUUAUUAUUAAUUUUAUUAGAAAUUAUUACUAAGGCAGAAAUGGUAAAGUAAAUCACUAAAUAUGUUUAUGGUGUUUACUCAGUUCUGAUCCCAUCAAGUUCUGCUUUGAUGUGUCACAUUGUGAUGAGGAUCCUUAGUCUAUAAGAACCUCUAUACCAGUGAUAUAUUGGCAAUUAUACUCAAUAGACUACACCUUCCAUUCCUACAAACAUUGGCCUUGAAUUUCUGAAUCAUUUUCAUUAAUUAAAAUAAGUAAUCAAAGAGUAAUGGGCAGCAGGCAAAGUGGUGAAUGAAAUGCCUUGUGGUAUUACAUCCCAUCCCUUUUAAAGUGAAAUUUUUAUCUGGGCCUGACUUUACCUUUCAUCAUUUUAACAUUGUGGCAAUGAGUUCCAGCCAAGUAUGGCGCGAAGGGUUCAAUAUCUAUAUGUGGCUUUGUACCAAUGUUAGGAUUAUUAUUAAAGUAUUUUUCUUCUGAUAUAAACCAAUCUAAAAUGGGACCCUGGAAAUACAAGAAUAAUGAACUACAUCUGAGAGACCUGACAUAUUUCGUUGUGUGGACAAUAACUUAAUUCUCUGUCAAUUUUUGGGUCUCUUGUGCUUGUGUCACUCAUAACUAUUGGCUUUUCAGUCAGUUUUUAGACAUCGGAUAGCAUCUUCUGCCGCGACGAUGCUGUCUCUCUCUCUCUCUUCAUCCAUUCAUAGAAAAAUCUACUCCAGCAUAAAUGUUACCAAAUUCUUAGUGAGACUGACUGCUGCCAGCCACACUGCCUUCUUUUAAUGAUGUUACCAUGGAUACUGGUUGACGUUUAUUUUUUCUUUUGGCUACAUUCUACACUUGACAACAUUGGGUCUAGCUAGAUAUUUUCAAAACUGGUUGAUUUAUACACACGUGUGUAUGUGUGUGUGUGUGUUUAUAUAUGUGUAUAUAUAUAUAGAGAAGUAUGUAUAUAGGUGUGUAUAAAUGUGUAUAUAGAUGUAUAUAUAUAUAUGUAUGUACUGAUGUGUAUAUGUACAUAGAUAUAUAUAUAUAAUAUAGGUAGAUGUAUGUAUGAGUGUGUGUGUAUAUAAAAUACCUUGUUGGAUUUUUUGUCCUGUGUACUAAUGCCAAGACUAAGUGUGAUAAAGAUUCAACAUUUUCAGUGAUAUAAAAUGGGGGGUACAAAAAGAAAAAUAUGUAAAACAAACAGUAAUAAUAAUAAUAAUUAGUAACAGAAUAUAUAAAGAAAAAAACAUUGAAGUACAAUAAACGAAACCAACAAACAAUUGAUGGUUAUUGGUCGCAGUUACUAGCUAAGAUUACUUUUGAUCUGUGAUUGAUGAUUGUUUUGUUAUCUGUGAAAACCUGAAGGAAGGGAAUAAUAACCAGAAACGGACUAAAAUAUGCGAAAUUCUCUUGAAAACCUGAGCAAAAUGAUACGGAUUUGAAAAAUAAAAACCAAAUGCAACAGAGAUGUAUCAAAGACAAUUGAUGUUUGAGAUUUUCUUGUUUUAAAGAAACAAAUUGAAACUGGUGAAGAGAGGAAAAUAUAAAUCAUUUUUUUUUUUGUUUUUAUGUGUGGAAAAAUAAGUGACUGAAUGAAUGCCUAAAGGACAUCAACAUCAAGAACAACAAUAAAAUCAACAUGUAAACAUUU
Messenger RNA from Octopus sinensis (East Asian common octopus), 9059 nucleotides. RefSeq names its product protein SCAF11. NCBI's taxonomy places the organism in Eukaryota, Metazoa, Mollusca, Cephalopoda, Octopoda, Octopodidae. Bases 184 to 6372 code for a protein of 2062 amino acids. The record is from RefSeq and is a predicted model, not a curated record. The transcript is spliced from 15 exons.